This is a messenger RNA of Scomber scombrus (Atlantic mackerel), 3936 nucleotides long. RefSeq names its product actin binding LIM protein family, member 2 (gene ablim2). The coding region runs from base 159 to 1952 and encodes 597 amino acids. Gene Ontology annotation, molecular function: actin filament binding. Gene Ontology annotation, cellular component: actin cytoskeleton. The record is from RefSeq and is a predicted model, not a curated record. Lineage: Eukaryota; Metazoa; Chordata; Actinopteri; Scombriformes; Scombridae. Gene Ontology annotation, biological process: lamellipodium assembly; cytoskeleton organization. The transcript has 20 exons.
CUCCCAUUUAUUAUUACACCAGAGCUGUGGAGCGUGCGGAGGAUGUGUCGCAACACCAUCAGAGGGCUCUGAAAAGAUUUUUUUUGGAUAUCGUCUAUAAUUAUUAUCACUAAAGGAAAUAAAUACAUAUCAAAAUUGGGAAAACAACUUGAGUGACAAUGCCAGAGGAGAAAGUGUUCCAGCCGCAGGCUGUCCACAGCCCCGUGGAGCAGCAGAAGCAGAAGCAAGGAAGAGGAGGAGGCCCAAUCCCCUGUCAGAACUGUGGGAAGCCGUGCAAAGGAGAGGCACUCCGAGUCCAGAACAAACACUUCCAUAUCAAGUGUUUUGCCUGUAAAGUAUGUGGAUGCGAACUGGCCCAGGGAGGCUUCUUCGUGCGGCAGGGUGACUUCAUCUGCACUCUGGACUACCAGCGGAUGUAUGGGACUCGCUGCUUCAGUUGCCAGGACUUCAUCGAGGGGGAGGUGGUGUCCGCCCUGGGAAAGACCUACCACCCGCGCUGCUUUGUCUGCGCCUCCUGCAAACAGCCAUUCCCGGCUGGCGACCGAGUGACAUUUAACGGGAAGGAGUGUAUCUGCCAAAAAUGUACCGAGCCUCUCCCUGCCAACAGCCCUGCACCCAUACAGGCUGUCCACAACUGCUGCGGCUGUGGGAAGGAGUUUCAGAAUGAACAGUCCCUUGUAGCACUGGACAAGCACUGGCACCUGGGCUGCUUCAAGUGUAAAGUCUGCAACAAGGUCCUCAAUGCUGAGUACAUCAGCAAGGAUGGGAUCCCCUACUGCGAGAUGGACUACCACGCCAUGUUUGGCAUCCAGUGCGAGAGCUGCAAGAAGUACAUCACCGGAAAAGUCCUGGAGGCUGGAGAGAAGCAUUAUCACCCCACAUGUGCCCGCUGUGUCCGUUGUGAGCAGAUGUUUGCAGAAGGAGAAGAAAUGUACCUGCAAGGAUCUUCUAUCUGGCACCCUCCAUGCAGACAAGCAGCCAAGCAGGAGGAGAAGAGUAAGGUGACCCGGACUUCAUCUGAGAGCAUCACUUCAGUCCCAGCAUCCAGCGCCUCAGGCUCUCCCAGCAGAGUCAUCUAUGCCAAACUAGGAGAGGAGAUGCUGGAUUACAAGGACUUGGCAGCCCUUCCAAAGACCAAGGCCAUCUAUAACAUAGACAGGCCUGACAUGCUGUCCUACUCUCCCUACGUCAGCUAUCCAUCUGAGGAGAGGCACUAUGGAGAGUCCCCCCUGCUGCUUUCUCCUACUCCUACUGAGGGCGAUGGGGAGAAGUCACCCCGUCAACGAAGACCUUCCAGCCCCAGCUCCAACAGCUCCCUGGGGGGCUACGGACGUUACACCCCGUCCCGUUCCCCCCAGAAUUACAGCCGAGCAGGUAGUGAAAGUGGUCGGAGUACCCCAAGCUUAUCCACCUACUCUGAUGGCAAAUCCCCCUCCUCUGCUUCUACAUACGUGGCUGCUCCUCGACAUUUCCACGUACCAGCUUCUAGAACAUCCUGGCAGGAUGGGGACGAUAGCAAGAGGACCAGUUGGAUGAUCUUGAAGAGUGAGGUCGAUGGACAUAUGGGUCCAGAAGACCUUGACCCCUGCAAGUCAACCUGCAGUCUGCCCACUGACACCUCCCAGCCGAAUUUCCCCUACAGUAAGUCUGCAUCCUUACCCGGCUAUGGAAGGAAUGGCAUCUAUAAGGCUGCUGAGAUGGUGGAGGAUGAAGUGGACCCAGACUCCCAGAGCUGGGGUGGCAUGAGAGAGUACAAGGUCUACCCCUAUGAAAUGCUGGCAGUGACGCAUAGAGUGAAAGUGAAGCUUCCCAGAGACAUAGAUCGUACCAGACUGGAGAGACAUCUAUCACCUGAAGACUUCUAUCGGGUGUUCGGCAUGACCUUGGAUCAGUUUGACCGCCUGGCUCUAUGGAAGAGGAACGACAUGAAGAAGAGGGCACGCCUUUUUUAGACCAAAAGAAAAAGGCACCAAGCAACAUCUCAAUAAUCACCCGUCCUGUGUGGAAGGAAUUAUAAAAGAAAAAAACAACAACUCAUCCGAAAUAUCUAUAUAUGCACCGCCAUGAUACCCCAACUUUCCACCUGUAAAACGCAAUGCCAUCUGCCUGUGAUGUAACGGAGAGGCGCUCCGUGCGGGGAACAUUUUCACGAUGUUGAGGCAGCAUCUAUAGCUUUUUGUAUGCGAUGUGGUCCGAAUGUUUGACUGACAACCUUAACGGAGGAGAAGGAGGAGCUGCGUUUGCAUGGCCUGUGUUGAUGCUCCUCGCCUCCUAUGUGGUUUCUGCAUCUACCCCCACCCGCCCAUCCAGGCGCUUUCAUACUCCCUGGCACAAAAAAAAACAACAACAAAAAAACAGCUUUUUGUAAUUCUCGUGCAGGCCUUCUUCCAGGUUUCUGUGGUUCUGACUGUUUUAUGUGCGCCUUCUUCUACUCUGUCAAUCUUGACUUAUCUCCCUGUUUUUAUCUUGAGUUUUUCACCCACAGCUUGUUUGUUUUCAAUUUGUGAGGGUUUAUCAUGUUAUCUGUCUGCAUAUCAUUUGUUUUUUUGCCUUCUCUCUCUCGCUGUCUCUCCAUCAUCUUAAGUUGUUUUCCCUGCACUGAGUUCAUUUUUACACCCUCGCCAUUACUCUAGGAUGGUGAAGAGACUGCAGAAUCACUGCAAACACGUUCACUGCUGAAGCAUGCCAAGGCCAAAGACAGGGAUAAGAAAACUACUUGAGCUUCUCUGAUCUUUUACUUCAAAAACUGUCAGAGCACCUUAUCAUACGCUUUUGUUUUCAAUUUCAAGCUCAAUCAGAGAGGACUGGCUUGGUAGUUUUUUGACAUGCGUGCCCUGAUACGUUUGAAUGCAGUCCCAUAUCUUACACAAGCCCCUCGUAAAUCUGCGCAGAUAGGGGAGCCAAGGCUGGAAAGGGGCCACAACAUAGCAGUGAAUCACAGAUAGGGAGGGGGAAUAAAAAAGGAGAAUGCGGGGCCCUGCAGAUCCCUCACUAGACAUACAGCGCAGAAGGGUUUCAGGGUGUGCAAAGGUGUCAAACAUGCAGCAUUGCCAGAGUGACAGGCACUCACAUCAACAAAACAGAAAAUGAAAUUAUUUUUAUAAGCUAUUUUUGACUUCUGGAAAGGAUCAUUAAAGCAAUCAUCAGACACAGCUGAGAGAAAUCAUGAUUUUUGUUACAAGACAAAAAAGCCCAUGCUGACUUUGUUAAGCUUCACAGACCUGCAGCAGCACUUAAGCAUAACAAGUGAGGUCUUGCUUGAUUUAAAAACUCAAUACUAUAACUGUGUUAUACCUUCUCAGAUAGAGAUUUAACUCUUUAUAUGUUUGUUGUUUGAAAGAAUUGUCACGUACAGUCAAAGCUACACAUUUAAGCUGAAGUACAUUGGCUUCGCUUGAUUUCUGGGCAGUAAAUCCAUCAACUCUACAACUAACAUACUGUAAGGUGUAUGUGAACAUAUACUGGACAUAUACCAGAUAUUUUUGUCUGUAUACAAGCCAUGGUGUAUAACUCUUCAGGCAUGCAUGAGGAUGGGAAAAUGGGGUUUUGUCCUAUAACCUCAGUUAAGAAAUGUAUGAAAAUAAUACCAUCAAUGUGGUUUGAGUGAUUGAUUAUUUUCUGGUUAAAUUACAUCUGAUUAAAAGGCCCGGGUCAGCUGCUUACAUUAGCUUGAGUUAGAUAUUUAUUUAAUUGCAAUAUUAAGGAAGGGAUAUUGUUUUUUGCGAUCUUAAGGGUGUAGUGUCGAGUGAAUGGCACCGCAGUUUUCUUUUCUUUUUUUUGAAGAAAAACAUAUCAAAUUUUGAGUUUAUUUUGAGUGUUGAAUCAAAUUUUGCUCCUGUAAGUAACACACUAACUGUUGUCAUAAACCGUCAUGUCUUCUUUCUAAUAUUCAUCUGCUAUUAAAGUGCUUUAUCCAAACUACAGAGUCACAAUGGA